Molecule: messenger RNA, 2424 nt
Organism: Humulus lupulus (European hop)
Lineage: Eukaryota; Viridiplantae; Streptophyta; Magnoliopsida; Rosales; Cannabaceae
Exons: 3
Coding region: 1-2424 (807 amino acids)
Biological process (GO): transmembrane transport
Cellular component (GO): plasma membrane
Molecular function (GO): transmembrane transporter activity
Source: RefSeq, a predicted model, not a curated record
AUGCCACUACUUAAUAUCUCCAAGGCAUCAGUUUUAUCUGCAGGAGACCAAACCUACCACGACUUGCGGCGCGCACGGCUUGGCAGCGCUCUGCGGACUGUCUUAGCAUGCAGCAUAGUUGGAUGCACCAUCCUCUAUGGCCCUGAGCCUCUCCGCCGUGUGCUCUCGUACCCGGCCUAUACCUACCUAACCACCAUCUUAAUUGUCUCCGAGGCAACUCUAGGAGACGCCCUGAGAGGCUUCUGGCUCGUCGUCUACGCGACAGUCCAGGUCCUGAUCCCCGCCACGCUUAGCCUGUGGCUGGUCGGGCCAGGUCGGUUCACGAAGGAGAUGGCGGCGGUGGCAGUGGCGGUCAUCUCCUUUGCGGUGGCUCUUCCGGAGUCAACUCCGUUGCUGUGCAAGAGGAUCGCUUUCGGACAGACAGUGAUUGUGUAUGUGGGGACUGUGAUCAUUGCCGAUGGUCAUAAGCAGCAGGCCUUCAUGCACCCAAUUCACGUGGCCUCUAGUACAGUGCUUGGAGCUUUGGCUUCUGUCUUAGCUAUGCUAUUUCCUUUUCCAACUCCAACACUAGCUAGUUCCGAGGUGAGGAGAGCUUGCAGGUUAUAUGCUGAAAAUGCUUGCAAGAGGCUUAAUUUUAUUUUGGAGAUCCUCUACGCCCAAAACACCACAGAAGCAGAAGAACUCAUGGCUCAAGAAAGAUGUCUUUCUAAUAUGGGACUUGAACUUAUUCGAAGCGUCGAAAAUAAUCUGGGAGGUAUGGCAUGGGAGAGACCACAGAUCAAACUCUUAACGCUCAACUGGAAGAACUUGGGAGAAAAAUUGCAAGAAAUGCAAUUAUUUAUGAGAGGGAUGGAGAUAGCCUUGUCAUAUUGCACCAAUUUUUCCACUGGCAUCGCUGAUGAAGAGUUCAAACAAGUCCUGCAAAAUUUAAAAGCUCAAAUAUGCCUAAAACUAGAGCAUGCUAAAUGCUUUUUGGCUUUUGAUGCAACUACGGCUCCUGUGGGAAAGGUAGACACUUCGGAGAAACCGAUUUGGAAGGUCAAAACCACCUCCACCAUUUCUAAGAAUCUGCCUGCUCUGUUCCUUUUAUAUUGUAUGGAAUUCCUCCAAGAUGAUCCACCAACUGCUCCCCAAUUAGGGAACACUCCUAAACUCAAGAAUGAAGAAUCAAAUGAAAGGCUGAAUAGUUUCCAUAGGGCCUUGAGCAUCUUGAUUAUAAAACUGCCAAGCAGCCACAACUUUGUUUUUGCAUUAAAGUGCUCAAUUUCAUUGGGUCUAGCUGUGUUGUUCGGGCUGAUUUAUAACAAGGAAAAUGGAUAUUGGUCAGGACUGACCAUCGCAAUCAGUUUCGUUACAGGACGGCAGGCCACAUUCAACGUUGCAAAUGCUCGAGCACAAGGAACUGCAAUGGGGUCGGUUUAUGGAAUUCUGGGUUUAUUUCUGUUCCAAAGAUUUCUAGACCUGAGUUUCUUAGCUCUAUUACCUUGGAUUGUUUUCACUAGUUUUCUAAUCCACAGCAAGACUUAUGGCCAAGCUGGAGCAUAUUCUGCAGCUAUUGGGGCUUUGUUGAUCUUGGGUAGGAAAGAUUAUGGCUCUCCAACUGUGUUUGCAAUUGCUAGGAUCACAGAGGCGACUAUUGGACUAAUUUGUUUCAUUGUAGUAGAACUUCUCUUCAGUCCUUCAAGAGCAGCAACCCUUGCAAGGAUUGAACUUUCGAAGAGCACUCAACUAUUUGGAAGUUGCAUUGAGAACAUAAUAAUUUGUCCUCAACAGAAGAACACAUCGGCUUCUUCCAGAGCACUGAAAGAAAGGCAGCAUCAGCUGAAAUACCAUGUAGCAAAACUAGAGAAGUUUAUUGCAGAAGCUGAGAUGGAGCCCAAUUUUUGGUUUGUGCCCUUCAAUGGUGCUAGCUACCACAAGCUCUUAGGGUCGUUUUCAACAGUGGUGAAUCUUUUACAAUUCAUAACCUAUAAGAUAGAGUUCAUCUCAGAAGUAUCACAAAGACUUGGAGGUGAUUUGGAAGAGAUCCUAAAACAAGUCAACAAUGAUCUAGAGCUUUUCAAAAACAGUGUCGCCUCUUCCAUGAGACACCUUGAAGAAACCACUUCUACUAUCACUAUUACCCACAAAGAGUUGAAAAAGGAGUUGCAAAGAAGAGAAAACUUACCACACGACACUGAGAUCGGAAGAUCGAAAUGCGAGGAAAAAGAAUUUGGGAAUUCAGUUAAUGAUGAUGAAGAAACAGAGAAAAUCCUAAUCCAACAUCUGGAGGAAGUUGUUGAGAAGAUAUAUGGUUGUGAAGGUACAGAGAAACUAAAGAGACAAAUUUGUCUUUGUUUGAUUGGUCUUGGAUUUUGCAUCCAUAGUUUGGCUAGAGAAGCUAAGAACAUCGAGAAAGAAGUUAAACGGCCAAUGGGAGCAUAG